This is a messenger RNA of Lentinula edodes (shiitake mushroom), 630 nucleotides long. RefSeq lists its product as uncharacterized. Gene Ontology annotation, biological process: ubiquinone biosynthetic process. The annotation marks the transcript as partial. Gene Ontology annotation, molecular function: lipid binding. The transcript is spliced from 4 exons. Gene Ontology annotation, cellular component: mitochondrial inner membrane. Lineage: Eukaryota; Fungi; Basidiomycota; Agaricomycetes; Agaricales; Omphalotaceae. The record is from RefSeq and is a predicted model, not a curated record.
AGGUCUCAGCUACUGAAGAUAGCAACUUCGUUGGUCCCGACGUACGGUUUCACUCGGGAGACACUCUCGCGUUCUGUGCUGGAGUUGCCAAAGGACAGGGCUCAUUCUGAGCCUCUCUCAGAAAACGCAGUAUCUUCGUUGUUCGGAUCAGGGGACUAUGCUAAGAAAACUCUGAUUGAAGCUUGGCUGAGUGAAGGUAUAACUCAGAUGGCGUCCGCGCCGUCCCCAUCCUUGGGCCAUGUCCUUCAUGCAAGGUUGAGUUAUAAUGAACCCGUGCUCCAUUUUCUUCCUGAGGCAUUCGCUUUGCUGGCCUCGCUAGAAGGCGGUCUACCACCACUUGAUCCUCGACCUGCUUUGAAACACGCCUCGCGGAUAGCCGAUGAAGCUUCCUAUAUCUCAGGCGACGCUUCGACUCAGCUCUCUUGGUAUACGCGUAGGGCAUCGCUAGCGGCGAUAUAUUCUGCUGCAGAGCUUCAUCAAUUUACAUCUCCCAGAACCGCUCAUGCAUUCCUUGAUUCUCUGUUGACCGGCUCUUCUGCUCUCAAACAAUCUGUGGACGAAGUUCAGCUUUUCUCAAGUUAUGUCUUGCAAAGUUGGAAAGGGAUACUUCAAAGUAAAGGAAUUCUGUAG